Odontomachus brunneus is the source of this 1864-nucleotide messenger RNA. Its product is annotated as protein O-glucosyltransferase 2-like. Lineage: Eukaryota; Metazoa; Arthropoda; Insecta; Hymenoptera; Formicidae. The coding region runs from base 217 to 1707 and encodes 496 amino acids. Gene Ontology annotation, molecular function: glucosyltransferase activity. Gene Ontology annotation, cellular component: endomembrane system. The transcript has 7 exons. The record is from RefSeq and is a predicted model, not a curated record.
UGAUAUCAGUGCAUCGUCGACAUGACAGGUUUCCUAACCUUGAAUAGUGUGCAACUUUUACGAUUAAUAUCUUGCUUCGCCGUGUAGAGUAACGAUUUUGUUUUCUAGAUUCGGUUUUUACACAUCAAAAUAUACUAUAUUACUAAAUUUUAGUAAAAUCGAUGAGGUUAGGCCUCUCUCUUUUUUUCACAAUUACUGUAAAUAUUUUUAAAAAUUAUGCAACUAAUAACAUUCUUAGUGAUAUUAAUGUAUGUGGGAGCAAGGAAUGUUGAAGUAGAUCCAUUGAAAACGAUAAUUUGGGGUCCAGGAUUAAAACCAGCAGAAAUUACAAUGCGUGCAAGAUACAUCUUUUUACAACUCGCUGAUCUACAUGGAAAAAAUUUGACACAAUCUCCUGGUGAAAAUAUAGUUAAUGGGUUAGUACAAGGACAAUCACUUGAUGGUUCACCAUGUCGCAUUUGGACUCAACUUUUUGACUGUAAAGAUGGGAGUUUUAUAUUACGCUACAAGGUUUUUAAUACUUGCUUGAACAUUAAGAUUAAAGUAAAGAUUAAAGGAAAAGAACUACCAAUAUCUCAUUCAGAGAUUAAAGGGCCUGUUUAUGAAGAAGAAUGCUACUGUCCAAAUCUAUCAAUCUCUAAUUGGUUAGACAAUUAUCGAUGUCAAAGAAAUUAUACUCAAAUGCAUCAUGAUCUUGCUCAAUUUCCAAAUGUUGAUUUUGAUAAAAUACGUCAAAGCAUUAUUAAGAAAUAUGACCAGCCGACCAGUGUCAGCAUUUGUCAUUACAUACUGAAAACCAACAGAAUUUAUAGGCAAUGUUACGGCCAGUAUGUUGGCUUUAAGAUAUUUAUGGAUGCUAUAUUGUUGUCUCUCGCGCGCAAAAUACUAUUGCCAGAUAUUGAAUUCUUUGUGAAUUUGGGCGACUGGCCGCUUGUCCCCAAUAAAGGCCCGCUAUAUCCUGUUUUUUCAUGGUGCGGCUCCGAAGAUACGAGAGACAUCGUUAUGCCUACAUAUGAUAUCACACAAUCAUCUCUGGAGGCGAUGGGAAGGGAAAUGUUAGAUACACUCUCUGUGCAAGGUAACACUGAUUUGCCGUGGGAAAACAAGAUCGAACAAUUAUUUUGGCGUGGACGCGAUUCCAGAAGGGAACGUCUUGAUUUAAUAGAUAUCUCAAGAAAACAUCCAGAACUCUUCAAUGUCUCCAUUGUUAACUUCUUCUUCUUUAAAGAUGAAAUAGAUAAAUAUGGACCUGCACAAAGUUAUGUGUCGUUUUUCAGCUUUUUCAAGUAUAAAUAUCAACUGAACAUCGAUGGUACAGUAGCAGCAUAUCGAUUCCCGUAUUUGCUCUCUGGAGAUUCUUUAGUGUUCAAGCAAGAAUCCAAAUAUUACGAAUUUUUUUACAAAGAUCUUACACCCGGAUUACAUUAUGUGCCUGUAAAAAGUGAUCUUUCGGAUCUGACUGAAAAAAUUCGAUGGGCAAAGGAACACGACAAGGAUGUAUUGAAGAUUGCUAAAACUGCCAGACAAUUUGCGAGGGAUAAUUUAUUACCACGUGAUAUAUUGUGUUACUAUACAAUUUUAUUUCAUGAAUGGAGUAAACGCUUAAGGAGUAAAGUUAAAGUACUGAGUAACAUGGAAGAAGUACCACAACCUAGUCAUUCCUGUCAAUGUCAUCUUAGCCAUUUAAACCUCAGAGAUGAAUUGUAAUUUAACACGUUUGUUUAACGUCUUUCUAUAAUUUACUACAGUGUAGUAGUACAGUGAAGAUUUAACCGAUCCAUAUCAUUGUCAUACGAGUAUUACGUAUCAUAAAUGUAUAAAGAUACAUAUUUCUUCACUAAGAUUUUGUACCUAUCACUAAUGU